This is a messenger RNA of Alexandromys fortis (reed vole), 2035 nucleotides long. Its product is annotated as pregnancy-specific glycoprotein 22-like. Gene Ontology annotation, biological process: T cell activation. Bases 169 to 1572 code for a protein of 467 amino acids. The transcript has 6 exons. The record is from RefSeq and is a predicted model, not a curated record. NCBI's taxonomy places the organism in Eukaryota, Metazoa, Chordata, Mammalia, Rodentia, Cricetidae. Gene Ontology annotation, cellular component: external side of plasma membrane.
UUGAACAGUGCCUUGGACUCAAAUCCCACCACUCACAGCCCAUUGGAUUCUGAGAAGUGCUUCUGUCUGAGAAGAAUCUCAUCCCAGAAGGAGGAAGAAGAGCAGAGCCUGAGUUCUGUGUUGGAGCUGAGGCUCUUCUCAGAAAGAGGACAGCAAGUGAGAAGAUUGAUGGAGUCCUCUGUGCUUCUUUGCAAGGGGUGUACCCCCUGGCAGAGGCUUCUGCUCACAGCCUUCCUUUUAACCUUCUGGCUCCUCUCCACCACUGCCCAUGAGACCACUGUGUCAGUGCCACCCAUAGUGUCUGAAGGAGAUGACGUCCUGUUCCUUGUCCACAAUCUGCCAGGGGAAAUCGAAUCCUUAGCCUGGUUCAAAGGGCUAGGAGAUGAGGCAGAAGAAAUUGCAACAUAUGCACUGCACAGAGGUUUAAGCAGGCCAGGUCCUGCGCACAGCAGUAGAGAGACAAUAUAUCACAACGGAUCCAUGCUGUUUGAGAAGGUCAACCUGAAGGACACAGAAUUCUAUACCCUACGAACCUAUAAUAGAAGUGGAAAAAUCAUAUCAACAGCAAACGUGUACCUCAAUGUGUAUGCUUUCCUUUGGAAGUGUGGGUGCCUUGCUCCCUCUGCCCAGACCACUGUUGAAUCACUGCCAUCCAGCGUUGCUGAAGGGGGAAAUGCUCUUCUACUUGUACACAAUCUCCCGGAGAAUAUUUUAGAGUUUCUCUGGUAUAAAGGAGAGGUUGACUCCAAGAACCUUUUGGCUACGCAACCUGUACCAGCCAAGAAACCAACUGUGUGGGGGCCUGCGUACAGUGGCAGAGAGACAUUGCACAGUGAUGGAUCCCUGCUGCUUCAUGAUGUCACUGAGAAAGACCAUGGAUUGUACACACUCCGAAUUCUGAGAACAGAUAUGGGAAUUGAAGAAGCACAAGUGCAACUCCAUGUGGACAGUUCCCAUUCUCUGUUCUGUGACACUCUUACUUCUUCCCAACUCAUGAUCCAAGCAGAGCCUCGGUAUGUUUCUGAAGGUGAAGACGUACUUCUCCAAGUUCAUAAUCUUCCAGAAGAUGUGCAAGCCUUUUCCUGGCAUAAAUCAAAAGAUGGGAGCCCAAUUUUUAAACUCAACAGAGCCAUGCCUUCCAUCUCCUGGGACGUUGCACAGAGAACAAAAGGGAUGGCGUUCCAAAAUGGAUCUCUGUUGCUCCAGGAUAUCACUGAAAAAGAUGCAGGAAUCUACACGCUAGAAGUUUUAAACAAAGAUUUCAAAAUCGAAAAAGCAUACGUGAAAUUUUAUGUAAAGAAGCCUGUGACAGAGCCCUUUGUGCAAAUCACUGACACCACAGUCACAGGAGGUACAUCUGUGACCUUCACCUGCGUUUCACCCAACACUGAUGUCUCCAUCCGUUGGAUCUACAAGAAGAAGAAUCUGCAGCUCACAGAGAGGAUGACUCUUUCCCCAACAAAGUGUGGGCUCAGAAUAGAUCCUGUCAGGAGGGAGGAUGCUGGAGAGUAUCAGUGUGAGAUCUCCAACCGCUUCGGUUUGAAGACCAGUCCUCCAGUCUCCUGGCCGUGACGAGUGUCGCGGCUGUAGAGUCUCGACUAGCAGUGAUGCAACUGGUGGCGACACGGAUGGCCCUGAGCUGCUUUAGUUUCCUGCCUUUAAAUGCUGAGAAAUAUGCUUGGCUUCCCAAAUUAAAAACAAUUAAAUCAAUUCCAUACACGGAACAAGAAGCUGCACAAGAGACACCAUGGGGCAAGGAAUACAGAAAUGGGGGUGGGAGGCAUGCAUGUGUUUGGGAAAUUUCCAAGUCAAUGUACUCAGUUAGCACUACUGUGGUGGGACCAUACAAAAAAACUACUUAGGUAAAAGCAAGCCAAGUGAGAAAGGUUGGAAUACUUUCUGGGCUGUGGACCAUUUAGGCCAUUUAGGCUGUCCACCUAUUAAGUGUGGAGUCCGAGUCAAUGUGGGGCCAGAUGAAGAAGGACACUUAAAAGAAAUCCCACACUAGGUCAUUCUCCAGCACCAAGCCUGCUUG